ACACUUAAGUGCGGAGCUAUUUGAUUUCUGGAAUAUGGCGGAAGGCAGGAUGAAUUUAGCUGCUCUGCAGCAGAGAGAUCCGUAUAUUACAGAAAUUCUCGAUACAGCAUCGCAAGUAGCCCUUUAUUCAUUCAGCGCUGUAGCUAAUGAAUGGGAGAAGACCUCUAUAGAAGGUUCCUUGUUUUUGUACCAAAGGUCAGCUGCCCCAACCCACGGCUUCAUGAUCCUGAACCGCCUGGGCCUCAAGAAUCUCAUUGAACCAAUCAGCAAGGAGCUAGAGUUCCAGCAGCAGGACCCGUUCCUUCUCUACAGGAAUGCCAAAGCUAUAUAUGGUAUCUGGUUUUAUGACAAAGAGGAAUGCACUCGGAUUGGUCAGCUGAUGAACAGCUUCUUGCAGCAGGUGAUUGAUAGUAAGAAGGCCAAGGAAGAGGCGCGGGACACCAUUACACCUAAAGCUGAGUUGGUGUUACCUGCUCUGGCCAUGGGUAAUAGGAAUGUAGACAUCAUGCAGCUCUUGUCCAAGGCACAGCAUGAAUAUGACAAGUGUAAGGUGCCUGGUGGGGACCCUAAGCCAUUUAUAGACAAUCCAAAUGCCUCAGCUACCAAGGCCUCAAACCUUAUCAAACCAAAACCUCUCAAGAUUCCUGGAGCAGGAACAGAGGAGGAAGAUACAGAUCAAAGCCAGCUAGCAACCACCCCUACCGCCACACUCACUUUGGAGACAUUGUUCAGGACUGCCAGUCUGCAGCAGACCCAACAACAGGCUGACCUUCCAAACAUCCCCAAAACUUCACAGUUCCACAGGUCAAUGUCUGUGACCGAUGCAGAGCGUCACAUGACCAGUCAGCCAUCGUCUGGGGAUACGUUCCCACCAUUGCUUCGCCAGAUCAUGUCGUCAAGCUCCAUGGUGGAGGAUAUUGAACGUCAACAGUGGGUGGAUCCCUCGGGACCAGACUCUAGCCAUGUGUCAAGUGUGGCCGAGGACCCUAAUGUCAGUCAAAAAGCCCCAGGUGGCAGAGGUGAAGCAAAACGCUCAAAACCCCAUGGAGGGGAUGGCAAAAAGUCACCGCGAGGGGGUAGAAGUGAUCUCAAAGACAAGUACCAGGGGGGUGGGGAUGCACAAUCUGUGGACGUUAUCAAACAGUUGUUGUCAAGUGGGUCUAAGGCCCCGCAGAGACAGGCCAAAUCUGUGUCACCAGGGAUCAAACAUUCUGCAGAACCAGAUCCUGCUCCGAUUCAUAUUGGCAGUGAGCUUUUAACGCCUGCUGCAUUAGAACAGAAGACAUCAGGCAUCUCAUCACUCUCAGAUGUGGCAUCAGCCAGCAGUUCCCUACCCCAAGGGCCAGUUGCACCCAUGGGGUCAGAUGUCCUCCUCACCCCUAUGGCAUUUGCUAAUGUACCUCUCCCAGGGGCCAAGGUCUCGCCUGGUCCCGUGGUGGCACUCAACACAACCGCAGCAUCAGAUGACAGUAAUCCACUGGACCGUAGUGGGGGUUCCAGUAGCUCUGAGUCCAUCCCUGUAGCAGCGCUUACCAAGGAACAGUUACACCAGGCCAUGCUUUACCUCCUCAAGAAUGACCCCAACUUUCUCAACAUACUACAUGAGGGAUACCUAAGCAGUCUCAAAGAAUUGGCAGGAUCUAGACCCUGAUGCUGAUUUUACUAUUUAAUGGUUAUCUCCCCUGAAUAGUUCCUGGUACAGAUGUUGCCUAGCAACAACAAGUCUCGGUGGAAAAUGUGGUGCUAAGUUUACCAGGACAAAGUGCUACUGACAGCUGAUAGUCCGAUCAGAUCAUCUACUGGAUUUUAGGGGCCAAAUUAGGGGUUUUGCAAAUUAUCUCUUUAAAUUUGCAUUAUAUUGAACUUUUUAUUGACAUAAUAAGUCAUAAUGUGAUUAUGAAAUGUUUUACUGACAGCUAUAUUUUUGUGAUAUUUGUAGUGUUACUGUUUCUACAGUCCAAACCUGACUGGCUAAGGGCUAAUUGACGUUAUGUGACACUUAGUCGUCAUGGCAAUAGGUUGUCAUCAUACCACUAGGUCUGUCUUUUUAAUAAAUUUAAAACUUACUGUUUCAUUGAUAUCUUAAAUGAUGUAUGUUGCUGUGUAUUUUAUUUAUGUAGUUUUUGAUUGGUGCAAAGGGAGACAAUCCAGACACAUAAGAUUAUUUUUGUGUAGGUGUCACAACAGUGAAGUGUGACUUUUGACUUGCCAAAGAUGACAUGCUAUACCAUAGAUUUUGGUAUGAUCCAAACCUACCUAACCACCCCAUGUUCUGCUAUGCUGGACCCAACUCUGUAAAUCGAGUCCACAUCAGAAGAUUGGAUGGAAGAAGGCAUUGGAUAGUCAGUAGCUGAAAGCUAGUGUAAAUACUCAUCAGAUUUUUUUUAUGGCUUUGUAAACAUUCUAAAAUAAGUGACAUCAUUUUUAUUGAUAUUAUGACAAUAAGACAGUGAUAUAUGUUAUUUGUAAUAGUCAUAUCUCAUAUGGGACUGUUUAAUAUAAUGCUGUAUAGCUGGCUACUCACCAGAGUUGUAUCAUCAGUUCUAGUGAGAGAUACUGCUCCCUAUAUAUAGCAGUACUUAUAAUACACUGAGAUGUACAAGUAAAGAUCAGCAUAUACAUGGCAGGAUUUACCAUUAGAUAAAGGGUAUCUUGACCAAGUGUACUAGAUGCCAAUAUAAUUAUCCUGCAAUAAGUCAAUGUCUAGUAAUAAGCCCCACCUAUAUAUUGCUGUUCAGUAAAAUUAUCAACAGAUGUAAUUUCAUUGUCCUAUAAUAAGCCAAACCUCUGACUGCAUUGGGAUGGAUAGUACUUGGUAUAUACUGACUAUGCUGUAGUAUAUUGGGACAGUAUUGUUACUGACCGUGCUGUAGUAUAUUGGGACAGUAUUGUUACUGACUGUACUGUAGUAUAUUGGGACAGUAUUGUUACUGACCGUGCUGUAGUAUAUUGGGACAGUAUUGUUACUGACCAUGCUGUAGUAUAUUGGGACAGUAUUGUCACUGACCAUGCUGUAGUAUAUUGGGACACUAUUGUUACUGACCAUGCUGUAGUAUAUUGGGACAGUAUUGUUACUGACCGUACUGUAGUAUAUUGGGACAGUAUUGUUACUGACCAUGCUGUAGUAUAUUUUGGACAGUAUUGUUACUGACCGUGCUGUAGUAUAUUGGGACAGUAUUGUUACUCACCAUGCUGUAGUAUAUUGGGACAGUAUUGUCACUGACCGUGCUGUAGUAUAUUGGGACAGUAUUGUUAUGAACUUCCAUAUAUCCUAGUCAGUGUCCUUGUCUCGUGGGGAUUCCACAUGCAGGUGCUACAACCCAGAUAUACAACUGCUUAUUGACUUUCAUAUUGUCGAGGAUGUGUUCAUUUCCCCAGCAGAGAUUGUAACAGUAGUUAUAAUUUGUUAAUUGUGAAACCUUUCUGCCAACAUAUAGAUAAGAUAUAAUAUGAAUUUAUAUUUUUUCUGUACUGUGGUGAUGAUGAAGUAUGUGUGUUGAGAACAGGAGCUGGCAAGCUAUCUAGUCUAGACAUUUUGGUAUCAAACAAAUAUGAUGUUUUUAUCAAAUACAUUUCAACUUAAGAUGUAGCUGAAAUCAUUAUAUUGUAGAAUAUUACAAGGGUUACCACCCUAAACAGUAUGAUCUCCCUGCUUAUAGAGCUGUACAAUGUCAUGACACUGCUCUCUGAUCUGCUGUGUAUUUCCGAGAUGUAGGAGUGUUCUCUGGACAAUCACUUACCUAGUGCAGCUUGAUGUUUAUAUUUGGUGAGAUUUUGGACAAUAUCUUCUUAUCUUGCUUCUGUGUUCAAUACUACUGAAAUGUGAUGCCUUCGUUGUGUGUAAAGUUAGUGUUAGGCUACUCACUGUUUUCUACUUGUGUUAAAUGUCCCUUAAUACGAUAAUAUCAUCGUUAUGAUACAUUUAACUACAUCUGUUUUUCCCCUUACACUACCAGGUAUACAGUAGUUGCUUUCUAGUAUGAAUUAUAAGUCUGGAUUUACAAGAUCAGACAUGUUGGUCCCUCUGGAACAGGAGUUAUCAUUUAUUGAUGUCUCUAGACUACAAGUCUUACUUAGUAAGUAGAAUUUGUACGUAGACGACAAGUUUGAUAUGUUUCCUAUAAGCUGUAGAUAAGUGCAAUAUUCUAAGUAUUAUGUGAUACUGACUUUAGAUUAUAUCAACAUACACUAAAGUUAAAAUUCAGUUCUGGCCUCAAUGAUUGGAGGUUCAUGUAUUAUAUAAUAUCUGGAAGUUGUUUCUAUUAUUAAAUUACAAUUUAAGCCACCCAUAGGUUAAGUCACAAUAUAUAUAUGUUACUAUUAAUAAGUGAACACAAACAGUAUUACUGCAGACAAAUAAUCAUACAGGAUAUUACUUAGCACAGGAAUCCACCUGUAACUCACCACACAACUCAAGUAACCACACAAUUAAGAUGUUACUGCACACAGGUAGAAAAUUGAUAACUAAUUAUACACACCCUCCCUGGGAAGGAAGUUAGGGGAGUUUACUGAAUCAUCUUGUCCAUCCGUAAAUGUACCGGAGCAUUCCGUUAUUUUUCAGAUAAUAUUUUUUCAGAUUGAUGAUGUAGUCAGGGUUAUUAGUCUGUUUUCCUGGCAAGAAUUCUUAUUUACUAAGGUUGAGGCAGGCAGAUAGGACAUUGAUUUCCUACAGGUGACCAGAUGUAAUUACAUAUGGGUAAAAACAUUAGGUGUUACUUCACACAGGUAAAAUGUGUCAUUGGUGGUGUACCUUUCACUAGAAGGGAGGUAACUCUUCAAUCUUUGGUAAAUUGUCACUGUUGUCUUACUAAGUGUUAUGUGUACCGUGAUGUAUCUGUCCGUCCCUCGUAUCACCUUCUACAAUUUUAGUGACCUCUCCAACAUGUUUUUUUGUCACAUCAAAUAUCACUCUUUUUCACGUCCAAACAAUUUUCUUAAAAGUGCAUAUCAAAUGUGACAUAACUUGUGUGUGAAUUUAAGUGUAUGUGUGUGCGCAUCUAUUUUCCAUGUUUCAUUAGUGAGAUCAAACAGUUACUGAAGGAUAUAUCUAUAGGCAUAAAGCUUACAUCUAUAGGCAUAACUUUCCCAUUAUUGAUUCAGAAUAACACAUUUUCAAAAGGAAAAUAAAAAGGUGUUUUUAGAAUUAUUAUAUCAGAUAUAUCAGAGAGCUUUGGAUGACUUAGCAUUACGACAGAUUCAUUGUUUUUUAAGAUCUGAUAUAAUACUAGUCCAUUUGUUUUGUAAAUAUUGAUCAUAUUUUAGAUUGAUGAACAAUUUCCAAGAUUUUGAAUAUGAAUAUGAACAUCCUCAUCUCCCGUGACGUAAAUAUUAAGCUGUUUUUUUUCCUUUAUUGAAUCCUGUGCUACAUUUUCCUCACCCUGUAUGAGGCUCUAGCUCUCCAGCACUGCUGUAAAUCUGUAGGAUUCUGUUUUGUCCCCAAAAACUUUCUUUUUCAGAGCUCUGUCAGUCCAUAAGAGGUCUGCUGGUGGUCCUCAAAAGGGGGGAUAACUCCUCCACAUCUACAGGUCAUGGAGCUGGCCUCUGUAGUGACAUUGUUGUUGUUAAUGAUACAUUUUACCUAGAACGAUAGAUACACUGUGACAGACAUCUUCAUGGCUUUAGAAAUCCCUAAAUUGCAAAUUUUAGGUCCCAGUUUGAUGAAUGUUUGAGAUCAAGGGAAAAUGUUAAUUAGAGAAACUUUCCCUUAAUUCUGCAACACUUUCCUUUGGGAAAUUUAAGAUAUCGGAGUUCCUUAGAUAAGUGAUCAUUUUUGAUACUGGGGCCUGGCCUUAUAUUUUAUGUAUGAGUGAAUUUUGUGCAAUGAUUGUCUUUUAGCAAAAUGUUUCCAAUAUGAAAUGAAAUGUGUGUUUAUUCAAUAUGUAAACUAAAAAGCUCUCCAUCCCUGACAAACACCUCUCUCUGAGUGUUUGAUCUCUUCUUUAAUGUUACUUUUUUUCAUUUUUUGCCAACUUACUUGAAAAAAUAUGUCUACUAUGUUUGUUUAUUUGUUUAGGGGUUUUUUUUGGGGGGGGUUUUUUCCAGCGGUUUAAAAGUUCUCCUGGUGCACUAACUAUGUUGACUGGGCAGCAUUUAAGUAAAAUACACUGCAGUAUUUUAACACACAUUUUUGCUAUGUGUAUGUAUGUGAAUUUAUACGAAUGAAAAAUAAAUUAAUAUAUUGCUUUCGCUGGCUACAAUUUAUAUCUACUGAAUAUUUAUGAAUAUCCCUUCAAGUGUGAUAGGAACAUUUUGACUGGAAGUGCAUCUUCAAAAUUGACGGGCUGUCAAUUAAUCGAUAAAUGAGCUCAAGCCCUGGAGUUUGAGGAUGACUAAGUGUAGCACACAUGUUCUAUUUAUUUAUGUUGAUGUGUUGUUUACUCUUUAUGUUACGAAAGAAGUGUAUGCAAACAAUUUUAAUUGAUAUUUUCAUCUUUAUCUCAGUUAAAAUUUUCAUUGUACCUGUGAAAAUAUCAAAUAUUAUAUAUCAUUGACACCUAUUCAUUUUACCUGUGAAAAUGUCAAUAUCAUUGACACCUGUUAAUUUUACCUGUGAAAAUAUCAUUGUUGGAUUUGUGACUACGUCUCGGUGAUACUGUGGCUUAUCAAAUUGUGUUCAAUUGUUGUUGUUCCAUAAUAAAAUGUAUAGAUUUUAACAUUACUAGUCAAUGGCAGAGUUGAUCACCAACGGACCACCCAUUGUAGUAUACAUUGUGUUUAAAGUCUGAAAGUAACUGUAUGAGGAUGUUUAGAUUCACAAAAUUUUAAUUUUCCCUGUGUGUAGUUUUGUUUGUUACUGUUUUUGUUUUAGUGAAGUAGGGUUUAUUGCUGUCGGUAUGAUGAUUACUACUUCAAAAGUACAGGUCCUUACAAUGGGUAAUGGCCCAGUAAGGAAAGGAGUCAAGUCUGUGUACGAUAGGAGGAAGGGAGUUUGUAUACAGUCAGAGUGUGUGAACAUGUUUCUAUAUGAUCAAAGGGUGUCAAUAUGUUUUGUGUACCAUCAGAGGUUGUGAUUUGUACAUGAUAGAAGAAUAGUUGCAAAAGAAUAUAGAAUGGGAGAAAGGUUGCAGAAUCAUGGCAGGCUGUUAAAAUGUUGUGACUGAUGAUAAAGAGAAAGUUUUAUGUCUGAGGUAAGGAAGUGUGAAAGCUGGGUAGAACAGUGUGGCUAUGAUAGGAUGAUAGGAUGAUAGACAGUAUGGAAAAGUUUGUAAAAUCAUCGGUGAAGUUGAAAUUAAGGUAUAUAUAGUGUGAGGAGGUAACCAUGUUUGUCUAGAACGUACAAUCCUUUAAUAUAUGAUCCAAUAUUAGGUACAAAGGGAGAGUACUCUGACAUGAUUUAACAUUCAGAAGAUAGACAUGCCAAGGUUAAAAUGAUUCCUAUUGUUUGUUUAUUGACAUGUUGUAAACAUCCUUAGCUAAUAUCAGAAACUGUUUUAAUCACGGCUAUGAUUAUAAGCUUUUUGAUAAAUCUUUUUUUUAAUUAUAAUUUUAAGGAGAUUAUGUGUUGAAACUGAAAAUUUGAAGAUAUAGGAGUUGAAAAGCUUUCAAAAAUUCGAUUUUUAAAACAAGCUUUUCAUAGAGUCUGUUGUAGUUUUAAAGUUUGGAAAAAAAAAUUCAUUUUUGUAUUUUGAUAUCAUAUUUUAACUUCUUUUCUCAAGUUCAUCUUUUUUUUUAUUCCGUAAAAUCUUCAGUAUCAUGUACAACAAAGUAAUUCUUGUAAUUGCUGUAUUUGUACAGACAUUAAAUAUAAUAGACAAUGUGGUGAUACCCUAUGAACAAAUUUGCAACUUGCUUAAGAACAAUUGGGCCGUCGGGUAUUCAUGCAAGACAAAAUGUCAACAAGUUUGAAAUAUUUCACAGUAAUUAAAAUACCAAAAUAAAGAUCAUCAAUAAUUGUUAAAUGAUGGAUUAGUUUUAUUGAAUGGGUGUCGGGGAGGGGAAGAGAAUGAUAGGUGCAAGACUAAAAUUGAAUUUUAUGUUCCAAAGUAUAAUCAUAUAUAUAAUUUAAUUGAAGGCCCAGUUGUGUUCAUCUGGUGAGUAAUCACAGGUUUGUCAGCAUUGUGAGAUAUUUUCAGUAUAUAACUACAUUGUGAGGUUAUAGCUGUAAAUUUGUCAGCAUUGUGAGAUUUUUUCAGUAUAUAACUACAUUGUGAGGUUAUAGCUGAAGAAGGGUGUAUGUAUGUGGGGGCUCAAAUUAAAACAUGUUUUGGGGGAUUUUGUUCUUAUUACAUGGCACAUUAUCAAGGGUGAAUUUAAUUUUUUUAUGCCGAUAGGGUCUGGGAGUAAAGCUGUAUUGCUAAGAAAUGUCUUAAGGAGAGGGUGCUAUAAUAAAUAUUAAGUUUGAUGAAGUAAAAAUUAAAUAGAAUAUAAAAAAUUAAUAGGAUGAAAAAUGCACAAGGAAUGAGGAUUAGAACAAAUAUCAACAAAAGAGAAAAGAUAAACUACAGGUGUACGUAUAAAAAAAAUCAUGGAGAAAGUGAUAAAACAGGAAAAUACGUUCUGGGGAAAGCAGGUUUGUUCUGGGGAGAGGGGAAUAUGUUCUGGGGAGAGGGGAAUAUGUUCUGGGCGGAGGGUACAUUUUCUGGGGAGAAGGGAAUAUGUUCUGGGCUGAGGGUACAAUUUUUGGGGAGAGGGGAAUAUGUUCUGGGCGGAGGGUACAUUUUCUGGGGAGAAGGGAAUAUGUUCUGGGCUGAGGGUACAAUUUUUGGGGAGAGGGGAAUAUGUUCUGGGCGGAGGGUACAUUUUCUGGGGAGAAGGGAAUAUGUUCUGGGGUGAGGGUACAUUUUCACGGGAGAGGGGGUAUGUUCUGGGCUGAGGGUACAUUUUCUGGGGAGAGGGGGUAUGUUCUGGGGUGAGGGUACAUUUUCUGGGGAGAAGGGAAUAUGUUCUGAGGUGAGGGUACAUUUUCACAGAGAGGGGGUAUGUUCUAGGCAGAGGGUGCAUUUUCUGGAGAAUUGGGAAUAUGAACUGGACUGAGGGUACAUUUUUAUGGGGAGGGGGUAUGUUCUGGACUGAGGGUACAUUUUCAUGGGGAAGGGAAAUGUUUGGGGUGAGGGUACAUUUUCUAGGGAGAUAGGGAGAUGUUCUGGGCUGAGGGUAAUGUUCAUGAGAAGGGGGAUAUGUUUUGUCCCGAGGGUAUAUUUUCUGGGGAGAGGGGAGGGGGAUAUGUUCUGGACUGAGGGAACAUUUUGUUGGGAAAGGGAGAUAUAUUAUGGGAUGAGGGUAUAUUUUCUGGGGUAAGGGGUGAAGGGAUAUGUCUCUGGAGAUAGGGAGUAUGUUAUAAGAGGGGAAUAUGUUUUUGGGAGAGGUGAAGAUAUUCAGGAGUAAGGAAAUUGGUAUACCCUGAAGAGAGUUUGGGUGGAGGUGGGUUUUGGGGAGGGGGUUUCUGUGG
Messenger RNA from Pecten maximus, 9388 nucleotides. RefSeq names its product mRNA-decapping enzyme 1B-like. Gene Ontology annotation, biological process: deadenylation-dependent decapping of nuclear-transcribed mRNA; positive regulation of catalytic activity; deadenylation-independent decapping of nuclear-transcribed mRNA. The record is from RefSeq and is a predicted model, not a curated record. Lineage: Eukaryota; Metazoa; Mollusca; Bivalvia; Pectinida; Pectinidae. Bases 35 to 1651 code for a protein of 538 amino acids. Gene Ontology annotation, cellular component: P-body. The transcript has 11 exons. Gene Ontology annotation, molecular function: enzyme activator activity; mRNA binding.